[Torrubiella] hemipterigena is the source of this 1416-nucleotide messenger RNA. NCBI's taxonomy places the organism in Eukaryota, Fungi, Ascomycota, Sordariomycetes, Hypocreales, Clavicipitaceae. The record is from the annotation of a GenBank genome assembly.
AUGGCAUCUUCAGCCUCUACUGGGGCUCAUUUGGAUGCGACUGAAGCCCGCGAAGUGGUGUAUUGCCAUGCAUGCUCGGCGGAAUGGUACAGAGAUGAUGCAGGGCUGAUAUGCCCAUCAUGCGAAAGCGAGGCCACAGAAAUUAUAAGCUCUGAUAAUGAUCCACGAGCGAUACAAACCCCCGCAUCAGACUCGCCAUCGUCCCCAUUUCAAUAUGACGACGACGAUGACUCUGAUCCAGAAGAAGCCGACAUAGACGAUCACCUAGCGCAGCAUGGAUUCUUACACAGCACAAACACUAGGGCAGGGGAUACUGCACAGCACCAUAACCCGAAUGCCGACGAAGCCAUGGAUCGUUUCUUGGAGAUGAUUGAGCGUUUCGGGGGCCUUCCCGUCCGAACAGCAAACCAGGGCCCAAUCGUCCGCCAGACUACAUUCACAUCUAAUAGUGGCAGCACAGCGAGACUUACAAUCUUCUCUACGACGAACCGUAGGCAGAUGGCCCCGGAGCAGCCACGACCGCCGCGUCGCCCUAGAGAUGCUUUCCAAGCAAUGUUUGACACAAUUAUGAGAGGAGCAGAAGGGCGCGAACUUGGCGCAGAAGAUGCACAGCUAGCCCGAAGCCUGCGUGGGAUUCUGGAUAUUUUCAAUCCAGCAAAUGGAGUAGCUGGUGACGCAGUCUUUACAGAAGAGGCAUUCGAUAGUGUGAUAUCGGCUAUGAUGGACACGCAGUCACAGCAAUCGGGUGCACCACCAGCAUCGGAGCAAAGCCUCUUGAAUCUGAAAAGGCAAGCAGUAACGGAAGAUAUCCUUUCUGCUGAGGAUAAAAGAGAAUGCUCCAUCUGCAUCGAAGAGAUGAAAGUUGGUGACACUGCAGUGAUUUUGCCUUGCAAGCACUGGUUUCAUGACGAAUGUAUCACAAUGUGGCUUAGAGCACACAAUACCUGCCCAGUCUGUCGUAGCUCUAUUGAAGAGCCAGGUGAAGCCCCUACGAACACAGCUGCUCAAGCAAGCGCGGAUGCUGGUACGGCGCAUGUAGGACCGGAGCAGAACACCGCUGAUCCUGGAAUUGGCAUGUCAACUGGUUACUCGCCAUACGCAUCUGCUAGGCAAACAGGAGGUUACGGUGCUGAUAGCAGCCAGGCUGGGCCAUCUCGCGUGAGUUGGCGGACCUCUCGAGCACCGGCCUCUCCUUUCACAUAUGACACCUCGAGCUUGCAACGACGGACAUCACAUUCGCCGUCAAGUCCGAGAGAUAUGGCGCCAGGUGAGCACGCGGCAAGAAUUAGGCAACGUAGCCCGUCAGCUCAGAACCGCCCAAACAGUCAAGAUGACGAUACAGCGCCACAAAGUCAAAACACUGGAGGUCCGUUAAGCUGGCUGCGUAACCGAUUUUACGGAAGUGGUGGCUCUUGA